CCCCCGCAUGGCCGCCUCCGCCAAUCACCUCGCCGCCGGCCCCCGGCCUCUCCCCCAGAGCCGGCAACCUCGUCUCCCGCCUCCGCUCUCUCCCCUCCCCUCAUCACAAGACGCCAUGGAUCCAGCUCGCGCUCCUCCUCAAGGGCUCCCCAGAUCGACAGCUCCAAGUGCUUCUGCUCGGCCACGUUACCUGACCGCACGACGCCAUGGCCUGGCCAUGGAUGGACCUUCCCCUGCUGCCACGCUCGUCCAAGGAAAGAUGGCCGCCGCUAUACAUUGCCGGAGGAGCACAUUCCUGCAGAGCUCAUGGGACGCACCCCUUCAAGGUCCAUCUCAACCCCCCCCCCCCCCCCCCUUCCCCUGCUGCCACGCUCGUCCAAGGUCCGCUCCUUCAGUUCGAUUUGCUCUGCAUCCCUUCCCGUGCCCUCCCUGA
This is a messenger RNA of Triticum aestivum (bread wheat), 433 nucleotides long. RefSeq names its product vegetative cell wall protein gp1-like. NCBI's taxonomy places the organism in Eukaryota, Viridiplantae, Streptophyta, Magnoliopsida, Poales, Poaceae. Bases 8 to 433 code for a protein of 141 amino acids. The transcript has 3 exons. The record is from RefSeq and is a predicted model, not a curated record.